Molecule: messenger RNA, 393 nt
Organism: Pochonia chlamydosporia 170
Lineage: Eukaryota; Fungi; Ascomycota; Sordariomycetes; Hypocreales; Clavicipitaceae
Product: golgi apparatus membrane protein TVP15
Exons: 5
Coding region: 1-393 (130 amino acids)
Biological process (GO): vesicle-mediated transport
Cellular component (GO): Golgi membrane
Source: RefSeq, a predicted model, not a curated record
AUGGAGCUCUCCGACAUCUUCCGAAUUGUUAACUUGGUCGUUGCGGUCAUCACCGUGCUCGGUGGUAUCGCUGAAAUCUUCUUCUUCAAGCUGCAACCGAUUAUCCUCGGCGCUUAUAUGAUUGUGUUCGGUCUUGCUAUUGCCCUGCUCGAAUUCCAAAUCCCUCCUCAGGUGUCCCGAUACGCCAACUUUCUCUUCUCCUUCAUUGGAAGAGGCAUCUUCUACAUCCUUCUUGGUGGCCUCCUCCUCGGUGAGAAGGUCCUCAGCAACAUUGCCGGUGGCAUUGUAUGCGUCGUUGGUCUCGGUUACAUUGUCCUCGAAUUCAUCCCCUCGAUCGAGCCACCUAGCAACAUGCGCGAAGCCGAUGCCGGCUGGGGCGCCGAGCAGGUCUAA